AAUUUAAACCAUUGACACAACAAAAGUUAAUAUAUGUACAAACUUCAAUCUACUAUUUCAUUUAAACCUAUAGUCAAAGAACAAGCUUUGUUGAACAUAUAAAACGAUGGUUUGUUUAUAUGCUUCUCAUGCAUACCUAUCAAUCCAUAUCCUAACCUUCCUUCUCCUCUCGCGGUGGCCAUAUACCAAUGCAAAAUCCAACAUUGCUACCCAUUUAUCAACCAAACCAAAGACAUGUCCAUAUCCAUCAUUACUGAUAUCAAAGGCUUGUAAAGGCACCGCGUCAUUCUCGUCCCUAGAAGAAGAAUGUAUCAAAUCCCUAACGUUAGAUCAUCGCACGAAAUCCGCAUCGACUGUAUUAGAGUUGGCUAAGGCGGCUCUUUCUCUAGCCAUGGAGAAGGCAGAGCACACACAGUUUCUCAUUGGUUCUCCUAAGAAGCCAUGUUUCAAGAGUUGUAUGGAGAACUAUAAAGAUUCUGUUGUCGAGGGGCUAAUGAAGGCACAGCGGUCAAUGGGCAAUGGUGAUGUUGAUGAGACUGAUGACGACCUUAGUCUCGCACGUGAUGCUGCUGACUAUUGCAAUAUGAUUUUGUCUGUUGAUCCAGAUGAUACAAGAUCCUUAGUUUUUGCGGCCAACGUGGAUGUGUAUAAUCACAUUACGUUUGUGAUGAGUGUAGCAGACUUGUUGUAGAUCAAUCUCAAAGUUCCAUUUUCAUUUACAAUAUAAUUUUUGUAUAUCAAACAGAGUUUGAUCUUAGAACUUCUUUUUUGUCUUGUUGUAUAGAGAUAAACUCUGUUUCACUAUAUUUCGCGGGUCAAAAAAAUUAUAAUUUACUAGACCGUG
Arabidopsis thaliana (thale cress) is the source of this 844-nucleotide messenger RNA. RefSeq names its product Plant invertase/pectin methylesterase inhibitor superfamily protein. Gene Ontology annotation, molecular function: enzyme inhibitor activity. Bases 107 to 691 code for a protein of 194 amino acids. The record is from RefSeq and is marked reviewed. The transcript has a single exon. Lineage: Eukaryota; Viridiplantae; Streptophyta; Magnoliopsida; Brassicales; Brassicaceae.